Messenger RNA from Oldenlandia corymbosa var. corymbosa, 1104 nucleotides. The record is from the annotation of a GenBank genome assembly. NCBI's taxonomy places the organism in Eukaryota, Viridiplantae, Streptophyta, Magnoliopsida, Gentianales, Rubiaceae.
AUGUCCUCGACAUCAUUUCAAGACUGGUACAUCGUGAAGAGGAACCUCAACUCGGGCGCCAAGAAGAUAGUAGAGGCGUAUGGUGGUUCUGCGAUAUGGAAACCAAACUUUCUAUAUGUCAAGGCGCGUGAGAAGUAUUUUGUUGCCUGGAAUUAUCAAGAAACCCAUGGAUUUGAGGUGAUAAAGGAUGAUUGGAUGGACGGGGAUAAAGAGAAAAUCAAGGAGUUUGACAAGGACUUAAUGAAAUUUGAGAAGUAUUCCAAAAUAGUUAAAUGGGAAGAAGUUGUGCAGCAUUUCAUUCCUGCUAUUCCCACGGAGGAGAAAGAAGUUGAGAUCACUCUCGAGACCCCCGUAGAAGAGAAGAAAGGUACUAAUCUCGUUUUAUUACUUUUUCUGUCUUUAGGUUAUGUCAUCGAGCAAUGCUGUUUCUCGACUAUGAGUGCAGCCUCGAUGGCCCACCUGAUGCACCUAAGUAAACUGAGGAACGAAUUGGUGCAAGCUUGGGCUAAGAGAGACCAAGCUUUGAUCGAGAAGGUUACUCUCGAGGAGAAGUCUCAGAAGAUUGAAGCCAUGGAGCAAGAGUUGGCUUCUGUGCAGGCUAGGAUAUCAACAAAUGGGAUUGUAGCAGCAAUUGAGGAAGUUAACAUUGCUGCCACCAAGUAUGGUGCCCAUAAAGUAGCAGUUGCAGGCCUCGAGAGGCUUAAUGGGGACAGGCCCAUCAAGGCCAAGUGGCUCAAGCAGUUCCUGCGGGAAAGCCCAAAGAAGACCAUGCACGAGGCGCUGGAAAAUGUCCUUACAAAGCUCAACAUCGAGCAGCUACCCCUAUUAAAGUCUUUAUGUGGAGCUCUCGCCAAGGUGCGUACUCCCAAGGAAAUCACCACGUUCCCUGGUGAUCUUGCAACAGUAUUGUCUAAGGGCCCAAGCGAAGAAGAGCCAGUCCCUGAGGUGCUAGAUGAGUACAUGGGUAUUGAGCUCGAGGACGCUGAUGACGAGGCCUCAGAGGAAGACGUGGUUGACACUGGCCAUUCAGGAGCCCAGAAGAAUGCUAGGGAGGCAUCUCAAAGUCUUCCAAAGGACAACUCUUCUGGCCAAGCUGCUGUAUGA